This is a messenger RNA of Oncorhynchus tshawytscha (Chinook salmon), 2223 nucleotides long. Its product is annotated as protein unc-119 homolog B. Gene Ontology annotation, molecular function: lipid binding. The record is from RefSeq and is a predicted model, not a curated record. Gene Ontology annotation, cellular component: cilium. Lineage: Eukaryota; Metazoa; Chordata; Actinopteri; Salmoniformes; Salmonidae. Gene Ontology annotation, biological process: cilium assembly; nervous system development; lipoprotein transport. The transcript has 5 exons. Bases 100 to 846 code for a protein of 248 amino acids.
CGUAUGUUCUCCGUAGAGACGCUUCGCCAUCUUGAAUUUAGUAAAAGUUGCAGACAGCCAUCGACACAGUCGCCUUAACAAACACAAAACAACCAAGAUAUGAGCGGCUCUAACUCUCGAAACAAGACUGCAGCCACAGUCAAAGGACCGGACACCGAUAUCGGCCCAACUGCAAAUUCCAGGGAGCGAAAGUCCGGUGGAGGUGUACUGAAGAGACUCAAAUCGCGACGAAAUCAAACCGAUAAACAGCGGCCUGUUAUUACAGAAGAAGAGCUAAGGGCGCUAGGAAGACACAUCACACCGGACGAAGUCCUUGGUCUGCGUGCUGUUACACGGGAUUAUCUAUGUAAACCUGAGGACAAUGUCUACAAUAUUGACUUCACACGUUUCAAGAUUAGAGAUCUGGAGACUGGGACAGUGCUCUUUGAGAUUGCUAAACCUCACAACUGUGACCCUGAAGAUGAGGAAGAAGAGAAUGGAGACGUAGACACCAGUGCUGGGCGCUUUGUGCGGUAUCAGUUUACGCCGGCCUUCCUCAGACUGCGGACUGUUGGUGCAACCGUCGAGUUCACUGUGGGGGACCGGCCUGUUAACAGCUUUCGCAUGAUAGAGAGGCAUUAUUUCCAGGAUAAAGUUCUCAAGAACUUUGACUUUGACUUCGGAUUCUGCAUCCCAAACAGCUGCAACACUUGCGAACAUAUCUAUGAGUUUCCCCAGCUCCCUGAGGACCUCAUUUGCCUAAUGGUGGAGCACCCGUAUGAGACCAGGUCAGACAGCUUCUACUUUGUGGACAACAAACUGAUCAUGCACAAUAAGGCAGACUACGCCUACGAUGGGGGCGAGUAGUGCCUGAAUAUUAGCGUCUUGUGUGCAAUGCAACGCAGCGGUCACAUUGCCCCAGAACACAACCACAAUAUAGCCCUUUUGGGAACAGGAGUAUACUUCUUCCACUUCAGACAUUCCAACAAACUUUACCAGCCCCAGGUUUGGGAAAACAGGACCAUGUCUGCCUUCAAAACAAGUUGAUCAUUUAUUUGUUACCUCGUACCCCUCUGUUGCUGGGACUCAUAGGAAACUUUUGUCAAUCACUCUUUUGUAAUGUUGAACAUGUUUUUCUUUUAAUCUUUUCGAACAUUUAAAUGGUUACUUUUAAUACGUAUUAUUUUAAUCUGCCUUGAGUUAGUUAGUUCAGUAUUUGUUGCAAUGUCCUUGUUUUUGUUGGAAUACAUUUAGGCAUAUCUUGUGGGUUUGUGUAACUAAUGAUCUAAUACACUCAUUCAAAUUUAAUAAUAUUAGUUUCAAUUUCUCAAGUUGUCAUUUUUUUCAGGGUUGCCAUCUCCCUGGUGAAAGGCCACUCUGUUACCAAACGGCUCUACAGAGGGAAUCUGGAACUUUACAUGAUCCCAAAGUGAAUGUUGAAAACUGGAUAUUUUUAGCCUGUAAGAUGAACACUGGUUGAAGUUCAGCAUGUUGUUAUUUUGUCUACACAACAAUAGUUGACAGAUGGCAAGCCAAUUACAACUUUUUGAUACCACCUAAUUUGAUUGAACAAGUAAAUACAUUUUUGCUACUCAUUGUGCUCUAGUAACAAUCAUUAUCCUUUGCUGUGUCUUUCCUCCUCAGAUAGUCUCACAGCUGAAUAUUUAGCCCACUAACAAAUGCUCCAUGACUUAGAAAUCUUGCCUUGAUAGAAGCUGUAUUAUUCAUAUUGGGUGUCCCAUUUCACCUCUAGCUGUAUAUACAACCAAUAAUCCCUGUUGGCUAUGAGACAUUUUUGUAUUAACUGCCAUUGGUAGUAAGUCACAGAUGGCACCCCUGGCCUUUUUAAGUUGUUAGCAUUUGUGACAGUGCUGUAAAUUUACUUGCAGUGUGUUUGUGCCUGCUGGAGUGAUACUGAGCCUCCCAACACUAAAUUAAACCUCUCCAUGGGCCUUUGUAUUCAGACUGUUAAACUCGAGGCUUUGUGUGUGAGAGAAAACCCUGUCAAGUCCAGCUGUCGAUCAGCUGUGCUCUGCUACACAUCUCCUCCAACACUCAUCAACAGUAAAAAAAAAAAAAAAGAAGUCUGGAAGAGAUUUUGUGGGUAAAAUAUUUUUUGGCUAUGAAAUGAUAACUACAGGUCAAUGCUCAGUGGAAGGUAUGUGAUGAUGAUCACUUUCUAGACUUGUGAUAUGUGUAUUUUUUUUAAAUAAAAAAUUAGUUGCUGAUGGAAAAUUGUGAUGG